Molecule: messenger RNA, 1143 nt
Organism: Tetrahymena thermophila SB210
Lineage: Eukaryota; Ciliophora; Oligohymenophorea; Hymenostomatida; Tetrahymenidae
Product: transmembrane protein, putative
Exons: 1
Source: RefSeq, a predicted model, not a curated record
AUGAUUGAUUACCCUUUGUUAAUAGUUAAAGCUAUAUUUUUAAUUAUUCUGGUUUAUUUUAUUGUCUUUGCAAAUGGCUUUAUGCUGAGCGGAAAAUCACGUUUUAGAAACAAUUGUCUUGCAAGUACGCUUAGUAUUUUAGCAUCUUUUAUUCACUUUUCAUCUAACGUUCUACUAAAAGUUUAAAUCUGUUAUUUGUUUUCUCAGUAGCAGAGCUUAUUAAUUUUGAUCAUGGAACUACCUCUCUUGAUUGUAGCAGUUUUUAACUAUAUUUAAAUCAAAGAUUUUUACUUGGCUAUGAUGAGUUGGGCUUUACAUUUAACUCAAUACGAUUUGUUUACUAUAUCAUCUAAAUGUUUUCCUUAUAAUCAUGUAAUAUUACAUACAGGAUCAAGUUUUUUCUAUCAAUAGGUAUAGAUUAUGUUUAUUGUAAAGGUUUAUAAUACUCUAAUCUAUGUGAUAAAAUUGCUGAGCCAUAGAGAUAGUGAUGAAAGUAAUGAAAUCAUUCUUACAUUUGCGAUUGUAAGCUGCUCUACCUUUUUAAUUUAGUUGUAUUAUAAUUACAUCAACAAACAAACAAUUGAUAUUCAUUCCUAACAGAAGCUAUAAAAAUUGUAAUAUAAUGAAAAGACAAAAAAGUUAAAAGCUGAAUUGUAGAAUGUCAAAAAAAUUUACAUUUGCUUUGAUCAAAAUAUUGUUUGUGAUAAAGAUUGCUAAGAACUUAUUUAGGCUUGCUUUUACUAAUUCUAAAAUUGCGAAAUACUUUCAAAAUUUAUAAAAAGAACUGAGUCAAAAAAUGGGUUCUAAAAAAUUGAAAUAACAGAAAGCAAAUAUUUAAAUCUAAUUGAAAAGAGUCUCUACAAAUCUUAGUUUGCCAACAAAAUAAAAAAAAUAAAUUUUCUUGAUUACUUUAAUGCAAAUUAGCUAACUCAAGCUCUAAUUAAAAGUGGAAAUCUUAUUAAUUUUAACUUAUUGUAUUUUGAUUAAAACUAAGUUAAGAAGGAACAAAAAUUAGCUAUUAAUUAUCUUAAAAUUGUCAAAAAAUACGAAGUUUUUCAAUUAAGUGUUUUAGCUUAUUUUAGAAAUAUUUCUUAAUAUUAAACAUAUAAUCCAAAUUUUAUUAUUCUUGAUUUGUAUCUUUGA